AUGAGCUCACUAAGCCUACAGCCAACGCUAUAUCUCUUGCUAUGGCUCUUAGCUCAGGGUGGGGUAUCUGGUCAGCACACUAAGAAUGAAGUAGUACGAUCGGCGGGCGUUGGAAAGAGAGCUUCAGUACAAUUAUCGCUGCUUAGCGAAAUGAGGUACAAAGCACCUUUCCGCUCUUUGCUUUGCGUAUGCUGGUUCGAAAUCCACUUCUUUCGGAUCUCGAGUACAAGCCAAGGAGAAAGACUGCCAUCUCAGGCAUACCAUCGACAGAGUAAGGAAAGGACAGGCAGAAAGCGCGCUAAUCAAAUCCUAUCCCUUCUUAGUCCCAGCUAA
Messenger RNA from Capsicum annuum, 333 nucleotides. The record is from the annotation of a RefSeq genome assembly. NCBI's taxonomy places the organism in Eukaryota, Viridiplantae, Streptophyta, Magnoliopsida, Solanales, Solanaceae.